Molecule: messenger RNA, 1177 nt
Organism: Cricetulus griseus (Chinese hamster)
Lineage: Eukaryota; Metazoa; Chordata; Mammalia; Rodentia; Cricetidae
Source: RefSeq, a predicted model, not a curated record
GGAAACAACAGUAUUUGUAAUGAAGAACAUCAAACUCUGAGCUGUAACCUGAAUUCUUGUCCAAAAUUGAGCAUACUGACAGCGAGCACAGCAGAUUGCCGUUUGUCCUACUGGCCUCUGUGAGGCACACUUACCCAUCUAGGAAAGCAGAGCAGGUAUCUGUAUUCUGCCACCUGUGUGCCAGCCUGGACCAGCUCUCAGACAGCCCUGCCUAUCCUUUCUUGGGCUACUUGGUGCUGCUCUCAGGGCCCCUGAGCAUCCCUGAGAUCUCCAUGAUUGUUGGAAUGGUUAGCCUGUCAGCCACCGACUGCUACAUAGUGCAUGAAAUCUACAGUGGGGAGAAUGCCCAGGACCAGUUUGAAUAUGAGUUGGAGCAGGCGCUGGAAGCCCAGUACAAGUACAUUGUGAUAGAGCCCACCCGAAUUGGAGAUGAGACAGCACGUUGGAUCACCGUGGGCAAUUGCCUGCACAAGACGGCCGUGUUGGCUGGCACUGCCUGUCUCUUCACCCCAUUGGCAUUGCCCCUGGAUUACUCCCACUACAUCUCCCUGCCCGCUGGUGUGCUGAGCCUGGCCUGCUGUACCCUCUAUGGGAUCUCCUGGCAGUUUGACCCUUGCUGCAAGUACCAGGUGGAGUAUGAUGCCUAUAAACUGUCCAGCCUGCCUCUGCACACGCUCACCUCCUCCACACCAGUGGUGCUGGUUCGGAAGGACGACCUGCACAGAAAGAGAUUGCACAACACAAUAGCACUGGCUGCCCUGGUGUACUGUGUAAAGAAGGUUUAUGAGCUCUACGCUGUAUGACUGCAGGAGAGUGGGACGUGAAGCAGAACCACAGGGCCACAGGACUCAGAUCCCUACAGCAACACCUUGGGUUUUCUCCGUGAGGCAACAGCACCUGGGAAAGUGUUUGGUUUAAUACUUGUUAUUUUUAAACAAAAAUAACAGAUCAUGGGUAUGCCAGGGGUUUAUUCAGCUCAUUACACUAAGAUGUCUCUUUCCAUAACCCAGGAGUAGGUCCCAGGUUGAAAUCUGACUGGGCAAUGGAAUAUGGAUGGAGCCAAUGCUACUUACUGAGGGGUAUGAACUUGCUGUGGGGUUGUCUUAAGUAUAUUGUUUAACUAUACCAUUCAGAAGCCAACCGGAAGCUAUUGACCAUUAAAAUUAUGAGAAUUUCA